This is a messenger RNA of Scomber scombrus (Atlantic mackerel), 2542 nucleotides long. RefSeq names its product caspase recruitment domain family, member 19 (gene card19). The record is from RefSeq and is a predicted model, not a curated record. Gene Ontology annotation, cellular component: mitochondrion. The transcript has 6 exons. Lineage: Eukaryota; Metazoa; Chordata; Actinopteri; Scombriformes; Scombridae. Bases 38 to 580 code for a protein of 180 amino acids.
GAGUGUCCAAACAAAGGGCAGCAGAAGGGACUCCACAAUGGGAGACAGUUUUCUUGAGCAGCUGAUAGAGGACAGCGCCUUCCUCAAAGCUGAGAGGAGACUGGACACAGAGCUGGUGGAUAAACUCAUCCUGCAGCUCAACAGAAUCUACCCACAAAUACUGUCAGACAAGGAGGCCACCAAGUUCAGAAACUUGGACGUGCCCGCUAGUGUUCGAGUGGGGGAGCUCCUGGCACACCUGCGGGGAAAAGGCGAGGAAGCAUGCAAGGAAUUUUACAGGGCUCUUCACCUGCAUGUAGAGGAGGUAUACUACAGCUUACCCACACGACUCCGCCUCAGAGAUUCCUUAGAUCCACUCGCAUAUCCACGUGUGUGCCAACAAAGACAUGUUAUGAACGACAGAGGUCCCCUCUUCUUUCUGGGCUGUUUCAGCGUUGCAGUUGGAAUGACUUUACUCUAUUACUACAGUGAAGCUAAACUGACCAGAGGCAGCCGGGCCCUCGGCAUGGCUGGUCUGGGUUUGAAAAAAAAAGCUCAGGAGGUUCUUAUAUGGUACACCGAAGAAAGACUCAUGAAGUAAGGCGAGACUCCCUCGCACCAGGUGCUUCAGCAAAACUUCUCUAAUGAAUAUUAUUUUUACCAAAGCACAACAUACUAUAUCUAUUCAGGGGCUCUAUACUAAUUUUGUACACAGUUGUAUAUAUUACUUUGUUUGUGAUCAGAAAAUUAGAAAGAUGGGGCAUAUUUGGAGCUACAUUUGGCACUUAGUGCUUGUAUUUCCUCUUAUGUUGUGCCUAUUUAAUUUGGGUUAAAGGGAUGAAUAAACUCAAAGGAUGAACAUAUUAAAAUUACAAACAAGGAGAUUGAACAAGUUGUUCUUACUACAAUCUUCAGAUGUGGAAAGCAGCUUUUACAAACCAGUUAAUCAAGAAAAACACUGACUGUCACAUCAGUGACAAAAUUAGGCAUUUUAAAUAACUCAGUAUUAACAGUUGGAGGUAAUUUGUAACGACAUAGGUUUAGCCUUUUUACAUCACAACAGGAUACUAGCUAGUUUAUCAGUAUAUAUUGCAGCCAUGAAACACUGUUUCUGUUCAGUGUGCUGAACCAUGUAUAUUAAUUUGGGUAAUGAAGAGGUACGUUUUGUUUUCCGUUUCAAUGUACAUCAAUUUGAAACAAUAAAUGACUGUCCACCAGCUGCACGCUAUAAGGCUGAGGUCAUAGUAGACCAGGGGCGCCAUCUUGUGGUCUAAACAGGAACUACACCACAAACAAAGUCUGGCUUGUGUUGGCGACUCAAAACUAAAAUUGAGCGGCUCAUAUUUUCACAUUAAAUACCUCUUAUCAGUUGAACUGACGCCAAUAAAAUCAGUCUGUGGUUGUAUGUUUAUGCCUUAGGUGAUAGUUCAUAGUGAGUUCCAAACCAAUGAUAUCCCUUUUUGCCGGCGCGGUGCAUUAUGGGUAGCGUUACGAGCAAACUAAAAUCAUACAAAUGUCGAAAUAAUGAUCGUAUUAAUGCCGCGAAUCAAUCUUUUUUUAUUUUACAGUACACAUACGGUAGCUUUGCUUUGUGGGUAUGGUAUUGAUUAAAGUGGGAGAGUUGCACCGCAAGUGAAACUGACAGUCGUAGUCGGGUGUAUAUAUAGUGACGCAGUGGUAGUAAGUUACUGUGUUGUAUGAAAGGAGAGAAGGUUAGCACUCCCCUUGACAAGGAUGGAAUUGGCCCUAGUGGCCUGCAACACAUAUACGGUUAAGGCACUGCCAUCUACUUCGUGGCAUCUCUAACCAAUUUUUUCCCUCCCAUCAUGGUAAUGUUAACUUUUACUGAACUGUAUCGUGCUAUAUUUACUUUACUUUACUCUAGACUCAUUGUUUUCACCAUGUCAUUAAAGACAGGAAGCUUGCCUGAAUAGUUUCAAGUGCCUUUGCUUACACUGGGCCAAGCAGGAUGAAAACUUUUCUAUUUCCUGUUGGUCUGUCGUGUUUGGCCUACUUCUGGAUGCAUGUUUCUGUUUAAUACAAGCAGUCAACUCAGUUCUAAACAAGAAGUACAUAUAACUCUUUAUAAAAUCCACCCCCAAUUAUUGAUAGAUUUAGUCUUCUAAGUUGUGUGGAUAUUUGUUUUGUUCUUAUUGUGCCUUUUUGCCAACUGUAUGUUGAUAAAAAAAAAUUCUGAUAACCCUAUUUCAAAUAUAAGUCAGGUGGUAAAUGAAUUUACCCCAGAAUGAAACAGGCGUAUAACAUUAACAUGGUUUUUUUCAGGCUGUUUAACAAUUUCACUAAAAUGUAUAACUUAGCCUCUGAUCAUAAGUUAUCAUAAUGGUGCUUUGUUAAACUGGUAUGGAGGUUUAUCUUCAGAACCACCUAAACAUAUUUUUACAGCGUGCAUGGCUUUGUUGUUGUUGCUUGUACUUAAGCUAACCUGACAGUUGGUUACAUUUUGUGUACUUGUGUAAAAUGCCUUGAAUUUUGAAGUGCCAUCAUUUGUAUAAUCAAAACAUUUUAUCUUUGGACAAUAAAGAGAUAUGCAUUAUAACAAUAA